Molecule: messenger RNA, 2128 nt
Organism: Osmerus eperlanus (European smelt)
Lineage: Eukaryota; Metazoa; Chordata; Actinopteri; Osmeriformes; Osmeridae
Product: dual specificity protein phosphatase 7-like
Exons: 3
Coding region: 341-1483 (380 amino acids)
Biological process (GO): protein dephosphorylation; negative regulation of MAPK cascade
Cellular component (GO): cytoplasm; cytosol
Molecular function (GO): protein tyrosine/threonine phosphatase activity; MAP kinase tyrosine/serine/threonine phosphatase activity; MAP kinase tyrosine phosphatase activity
Source: RefSeq, a predicted model, not a curated record
ACGGUGCUUGCUGGAAAUGACAAACGAGAGGCGGUCGAAAAGCAAAUGUGCAAGAAUACUGCGUUAUGGCAAUAUUUUACUUAGAAUUAAAAGAAUACACAUCGCAGCUCAAAUAUAGACCCAAAACGCACUGAUUAACACGGGGAGGUCAUUAUCUAAUUUCUUUGGACUAAAAGAAAAAUAUCCUUAAUGUUUUCAACCCUGGUGUGUUCAUCCCGAGCGAGCGCUCUAUCACUUGCUGUAACGAGGAACAUCAGAGUGUGCGGCUCCAGCGGCAGGAGAAGUUUUGCGCCGUGAUUUCCCUUAUGUUACUGCAAAGAGCAACCUAAAUAUUUCCCUAAUGAAAAUUAAUCUUUGGAGCGGUUCCCGGGACGUGACUAUGAUGAUGUCGAGCAAAAGUGUGGAAUGGCUGCAAGAAGAAUUGGAAUCCGGUGUGAGCUCACUGCUCUUACUGGAUUGCCGAUCGCACGAGCUCUUCGAGUCUUCUCACAUCGAGACGGCCAUCAAUCUGGCCAUCCCGGGGUUGAUGUUGCGGAGACUAAAGAAGGGGAAUUUACCUAUCCGCUCGAUUAUCCCGAAUAAUGAGGACAAGGAAAAAUUUGUCAAGCGGUGCAAAACAGAUAUUGUGGUUCUGUACGACGAGGCCACCUCGGACUGGCAGGAAAAUGGGGUGGCAAGCUCUGUUCUGGGGCUUCUCUUACAGAAACUGCGGGACGAUGGUUGUAAGGCACAUUACUUGGAGGGGGGAUUCAACAAGUUCCAGACUGAGUACCCAGAACACUGCGAGACCAACCUGGACUGCUCCUGUCCCAGCAGCUCCCCCCCUGCCUCCGUUCUGGGCCUGGGGGGGCUCCGCAUCAGCUCCGACUGCUCCGACGGCGAAUCAGACAGGGAGCCUGGCAGCGCCACGGAAUCGGAAGGCAGUCCCUUGCCCAAUAACCAGCCAGCAUUCCCCGUUCAGAUCCUCCCCUACCUUUACCUUGGGUGUGCCAAAGACUCCACCAACCUUGACGUGCUGGGGAAGUACAACAUCAAGUACAUCCUCAACGUUACCCCCAACCUGCCCAACAUGUUUGAGCACGACGGGGAAUUCAAGUACAAACAGAUCCCCAUCUCGGAUCACUGGAGCCAAAACCUGUCGCAGUUUUUCCCCGAGGCUAUUUCUUUCAUUGAUGAAGCUCGUUCCAAAAAGUGCGGGAUCCUGGUGCACUGCCUGGCUGGUAUUAGUCGCAGCGUCACGGUAACGGUGGCCUACCUGAUGCAGAAGCUCAACCUUUCCCUCAACGACGCCUAUGACUUCGUCAAGAGGAAGAAGUCCAACAUCUCGCCCAACUUCAACUUCAUGGGGCAGCUCCUGGACUUUGAGAGGACUUUGGGUCUCAACAGCCCCUGUGACAACCGCUCACCCACCAAUGAGCAGCUGUUUUUCACGACGCCAACCAAUCAUAACGUUUUCCAGCUAGACACGCUGGAGUCCACAUGAAGACCGGACCAGGCAGGGGCCCGGUAGGGUUUGGAGCAGCCAUUGCUUGAAUGUUUAAUCUCUGAUCACCACAGGCUGUCACACCUGAUAGCGAGACGAGGUGCUUGGACAGGGUGAGAGGUGAAAGAUUAAAGGGCACAUGGUAUGCUGCUUAGAAAGGCUUUUACCCAGAGUGUGGAUGCCCUGCUCACACUAAAGCUGUUGGGAAGCGGCUCGUCAUGCCUUUGGAACGUUAAAAAGGAUGUAAUGGACUGAAAUACAGAAUGCUUCAGGACAGAGAGCUUCAUUCAAAGAUGGCAAAAUGGAAUCUGCAGUGCUUAAUUUAUUGUUGUCUUUCACUGACAACAUCCUCGGUCUUCUGAGGUGAAAGGUGCCAAUGUGUAGUGUUUAAAGAGGGGAUCUCAAUGUACCGAAUGUAGGGUCUCAUUUUACAAAACCAAGGAAUUGACUCAAACACAACUAUGUAUGUAUGUUCACAUGCAUAAUAUAACGUAUAUGGACAGUACUUAACUGUGAGUAUGUCUGCAUCCAUUGUAUAUCUUUGUAUACAUUUAGACAAUGUAUACGUAAAAAAAAAAAAAUGACAAAAAAAACAACCUUAAAUAAUACAAUAACUUCUGAUGAGAUUGUAGCUACGAAGAAACA